Molecule: messenger RNA, 2242 nt
Organism: Sus scrofa (pig)
Lineage: Eukaryota; Metazoa; Chordata; Mammalia; Artiodactyla; Suidae
Source: RefSeq, a predicted model, not a curated record
AAGCAAAAAAAAAAAAAAAUCUUAGAAAGAGUCAAAGGAUGUACAGAAAUACCAUGACGAAUUACCUCCAGAUCAAGGAAAAAGAAGAUAGCAUAAAGGAACCCCAGAAAACAGCAGGAAUAAGACUAUGAGAGAGAAAAAAAAAAUUAACCACAGUAAAUAAAAUUAGCAUCCCACAUUAUAAUCUCAGCUUUCUAAGACAGAUGGCUAAUGAAUUGGGCCUCCAUUUAGAGCAAUAUUGUGUGAAUCUAGGAUUCAAUGAGAAUUUCCUCUGCCCCUAUUAAUCUAGUGUACAUACCCCACAACCAGACUCAUGGUUUUCUGAGGGUAAAACCAAAACUAAAGUAUUACUGAGGGACUGUGGCAUCGUGGAGGAGCACCAGCCCUGCGAUGCGCAGUGGGUCUCAGAUUUGCUGGUCUGGACCCUCACGUAGUCCAGAUGUGCAGCAGAUCCCAGGCUGAGAUGGAGCAGGGGGCCGAGGGCCUGAGCCAGUGGCCUGUGGCUCUGCACCAGCUUACAGAGGACACUGAGAAGUCACUGUCCAUCUUGGACAUGUCUUCAUCUCCAGGAAGCGGUGGAGUGCACACCUCUUGGAACCAUGGCCCAUCAGGCACUCAGCAGGUUCCUCAGUGCACAGAGCUGGAGAGGAUGUCCUUGGCCUCUGCUCAGGCACCCAGGCAGAAUGCCUGUGAAAUGGGGCAGCAGUUCAGUAUGUCACUUCCUGAGCAUGGUGUGAGCUACUGCUCUCAAAUGACUUUCACUGCUUCCCAGAUGAUUUACAGUCAGGCAAUGUCUCCUUCCCAGCCAGGAAUGGGGGUUUUCAAGGGCUCCCAGGCAAUGCCCUUAGGAGAGCCCAGUAUUUCAAGUGUGGGUGUGACCUUCAGUGGGAAUCUAAGCAUGCCCCCCAGUGGGCUGCCAGUCUCACCUCCCAGUGGAAUCCCAAUGAUGUCCCACAAUGGAAUGCCAACAGUGCCUUAUUCUGGCCUCCCAACAGUACUUUCCAACGGAGACUCUUUAACACCUAAAAUGUUUUUGGAUCCAACCAUGCCUUCCACUGAGGUUCAGGCAGUAUUCCCCUCUUUGGCCCAGAUGUUGCCCUCUAGAGAUCCUCAGGACUUUGGAAUGCCCCCAGCUGGAUCUCCAUCACUGCUGGCUUUGGAAUCCCAGGGCUCUCUUGCGAGCCAGCCAGUCUCCCAGGAAGACUUUCCUAAGCACCGCUUAUGUGCACCAUGGACAGAGGCACAGAAUUCCAGGGCCCAAGAAAGGGCUUCCAGGAGGAGCUCUCCCAUUUCAAGGCUUUACCAUAGUAAGUACGAGAACUGCGGCAAAGCUUAUAUGAAGUGCUCCCACCUCGUGAGUCACCAACGCAAACACACAGGUGACAGACCCUAUAAAUGCACGUGGGAAGCCUGUACCUGGUCCUUUUUCCAUUCCCUUGAACUUGGAAGGCAUACUUGAAUACACACCAGAUAUCGACCACAUAAAUGUGACCAGUGCAGCCAACAGUUCAUGAGAUCUGACCAUCUCAGGCAACAUCAGAGGACUCAUAUGCAGAUGCCAAGAUCCCCAGACCUGAAGGCAGACAAUGGACAUAGGGCCGGUCCUCUUCCUGCUCCUCAUCUUUAGAUCAAUCUCAUCUUCACCUCAUGUUGGCUUCUCCACCCAGAUCCUGCCUGCCUCUGACCAGCCUGUCUCUCAUAGGCGUAAUUUUAGAUGAAGACAGAAUGAUUAUGAGGCAGUGUCGAAGCCCAUGUGAGCUCUGGACCCAGUCGGGGCUCCUCCAAAACUGUCUUGGAGGCCCUCCCAUCUCUGGGCUUCCUACUUCUGUCAAGUUUAGCUGCAUGGGAAGGUGGAGCAAAAUUGAGAUCCGGAGUGCUAUUUAAAAGCUCUUUUCUCUUAGGUGACUCCCAGCUUGAAACAUUGUAGUGACUCUCCUGUGCUUACUACAUAAAAUCCAAGUUCCCUAUCUUGGUCUUUGACAAAGAUAUUCAAAUCCUGAAUUUACCACUCACUAGCCACGUGACCCCAGGAAAGGUCUUUGAUCAUUAUGCCUGGUUUCCCCCUCUGAUAAAUAAGAAAGACUGUUCUGAACACAUUUUACACACAAAAUCAGAUUCUCUCGGAGUUCCUGUUGUGGUGCAGCAGAAAUGAAUCUGACGAGUAUCCAUGAGGAUGUGGGUUCACUCAAUGAGUUGGAGGUCGAGUGUUCCCGUGAGCUGUGGUGUAGGUCACAGACGCAGC